AUGACGGAAUCCUUCAACCUCUCUUGGCCGAAUCGAAAGAUUCACGCCGGUGUAAUUCUUCUAAACUCUGUAACGGAGAUUCUAGAUGUUGCGCCUUUUCAUCUGAUGGGUACUAUGUCGAAGCAUUUGAAGGAUAUGCCUGACAGCGUCUACGCACCGGAUCUUAAAGAGCAAGCGCUGGACAUUGAGUGUCACUGGGUGAACGAGAGUGGCGAGCCGGCGCAGCUGGCAUCGGGCAUGCGUGUUCUUCCAACUGAUACCUUUGCCUCCUGCCCACCCCUGGACAUCGUGCUCAUGGGCGCCAAUAACAUGGACUACCAACCAUCGAUCUCAGAACUAGCGUUCAUUCGCAAGGCUUUCGAGGAUUCUUCAGCAUUCAUAGCCGUAUGCGGUGCCUUUCGCUCGCUUCUACUAUCCGGCUUGCUCGAAGGCAAAACCGCAACAGCACCACGUGGUAUGCUGAAAGUCUCCGCCGCGCAUCGUCUGAGACAAAUUGGGUGGAGAAACGAUGGUGUCGUGAUGGUAAGCUUUGGACCACGGGACAGCUUGUGA
Messenger RNA from Zasmidium cellare ATCC 36951, 552 nucleotides. RefSeq lists its product as uncharacterized. The coding region runs from base 1 to 552 and encodes 183 amino acids. The transcript has 3 exons. The record is from RefSeq and is a predicted model, not a curated record. Lineage: Eukaryota; Fungi; Ascomycota; Dothideomycetes; Mycosphaerellales; Mycosphaerellaceae.